Messenger RNA from Manihot esculenta (cassava), 1649 nucleotides. RefSeq names its product rRNA-processing protein UTP23 homolog. The transcript has 8 exons. NCBI's taxonomy places the organism in Eukaryota, Viridiplantae, Streptophyta, Magnoliopsida, Malpighiales, Euphorbiaceae. Gene Ontology annotation, molecular function: small ribosomal subunit rRNA binding. Bases 622 to 1470 code for a protein of 282 amino acids. The record is from RefSeq and is a predicted model, not a curated record. Gene Ontology annotation, cellular component: small-subunit processome; nucleolus.
GAAAAUCUAACCACAUCUCUUUACUCUAAAGAAAACCUCUCAAAGGCUAACAUAGCCGCCACAUUCUCUUAGUGUGACCCAUCCUUUGUUCGUGCUGGUCUCGACCUCUAGCCUUCCUUGCUGUUGUAGCCUCCAGCCGGCUGCUGCACUCGACCAUCCUCGCCUCCUACCGACUUCGCAUCCGCGGUUUCUCUUCUCCCUGCUCUCGAUCGUUUUUCAUCCCAAAGCAUAAUCAUAGUCUCUCAACUCAAAAUCGAAGUUUUCUUCCUUGGUUAUAGGUCCUCCAGCCUCCUCGACAUCCUCUCCUCCAGCCUUCUCUGCUCCAACGGUUCCUCUCUAGAAGCCGUUCAAUCAAGAUCUCAUCAGUCCUGAAGUCAAAAUCUCGUUCAGUUCAAGUAGUAUACAGGUAAUUGUUAGCGGAUUUCGGACAGAUAUCUAUAGUGAAACCUAAUUUCCAAACGGUUCGGGUAGUAUUAUCAUAAACGGGUUUUGGUUUGGGUACCCACAAUUUCGCGGGUACCCUACCCAGUAUCAUCCCUAGUGCUGAACAAGUCUGCUGAAACCCAGUUUCACUCGCAAAGAAGAUUUCUUAGUUAGCAUAAUCUGCUCUUUCUUUGAAAAAUGAGAGUGAGGAAGCAGAAACGCCACCGCAGGGCUGUGAGGUUCUACACAGCGUGUUUUGGGUUCAGGCAACCUUUUAAGAUUCUCUGCGAUGGGACAUUUGUGCAUAACCUUAUAGUAAAUCGUGUUGCACCCGCUGAUAAAGCACUGUCCAACAUCCUUGGUGGCUCCGUCAAGCUCUUUACCACGAGAUGUAUUCUUGAGGAGCUCAAAAGACUUGGUAAUUCCUACUCCGAAUCUCUUCAGGCAGCUCAUAAACUCAUGAUUGCUAAAUGUGAUCAUGAAGAUAAAAAGAGUGCCGAAGCUUGCAUUGUGGAGAUUAUUGGAGAAAAUAACCCGGAGCAUUUUUUUGUGGCUACACAGGACUUUGAUUUGAGGAAGAAGUUUAGGGAGGUACCAGGUGUCCCUGUCAUAUUUGGUCUAAGAAAUGCUCUCUUCCUUGAGCCACCAUCUGCAUUUCAACAGGAGUUUGUCAAAUCUUCCGAAGAACAACGCUUACAUGCAACUGAGCCUGAAUAUAAAAUUUUGAAAAAUAGGACCAAGAGCACAUCAACAAAUGAGGAAUCUAGACAUUCUUCUGAUGAAAAUAAAGGUUCAGAAGAAAUGCAGCCUCAUAAAAAAAAGCAAGGUGCAAGAAUGAGAAUGGAUGUCAAGGAUAGACCUCAAUUUAAAAGAAAGAAAGCUAAGGCACCAAAUCCUCUUUCUUGCAAGAAGAAAAAGAAGGAUAUAAACCCUAAGCCUUCAUCAGAGAAGGAAAGUAAUGCGGGCGACGAUGCCAUGAGAAGUGGGAGUAGGAAAAGAAAGAGAUCGCGUAAAGGCAAAAGUCUUGCAGAGAUGGACAACAAAUAGGCUACUCGGGGCUCUGGCAAAUUGGUGUUGCUUCUAAUUUUGUCUUACAAUGAAGUAAACAUAUAUUUAAUUGGUUAAAAUGAUGCAACCUAAAGUUCAAAUAUUUCUGCUGAUGCGAAAAAUGAGAUGUUAUUUUCAAAUUAAAUCAGAAGUUGAAAAUAGUGUUUUCUAUUCUGUUA